Eremothecium sinecaudum is the source of this 963-nucleotide messenger RNA. It is a transcript of the gene PRS3, whose product is annotated as ribose phosphate diphosphokinase subunit PRS3. The record is from RefSeq and is a predicted model, not a curated record. NCBI's taxonomy places the organism in Eukaryota, Fungi, Ascomycota, Saccharomycetes, Saccharomycetales, Saccharomycetaceae. Bases 1 to 963 code for a protein of 320 amino acids. Gene Ontology annotation, cellular component: ribose phosphate diphosphokinase complex; cytoplasm. Gene Ontology annotation, molecular function: magnesium ion binding; ribose phosphate diphosphokinase activity. The transcript has a single exon. Gene Ontology annotation, biological process: regulation of cell size; purine nucleotide biosynthetic process; 5-phosphoribose 1-diphosphate biosynthetic process.
AUGGCUACUAAUUCUAUAAAGUUGAUUGCCCCGGAUUUGCAUAGGGGCUUAGCUGAGCUGGUUGCCAAGAGGCUGGAUUUAAAAUUAACCAACUGUAAGUUAAAAAGAGAUCCUAAUGGAGAGGUAACCUUUUCUAUAGGCGAAUCUGUUAGAGAUCAAGAUAUCUAUAUUAUCACUCAGAUUGGUUCUGGUGAUGUUAAUGAUCGUGUGCUAGAGUUAUUGAUCAUGAUAAACGCUAGCAAGACGGCAUCGGCAAGAAGAAUUACAGCUGUUAUUCCAAAUUUUCCUUAUGCUAGACAGGAUAGAAAGGACAAAUCUCGUGCACCUAUAACUGCUAAGUUGAUGGCAGAUAUGUUGACUACUGCUGGAUGUGACCAUGUUAUUACCAUGGAUUUGCAUGCUUCCCAGAUUCAAGGAUUUUUUGAUGUCCCAGUUGACAACCUAUAUGCAGAACCAAGUGUUGUAAAAUACAUCAAGGAGCAUGUAGAUUACGAGAAUGCUAUUAUCAUUUCUCCAGACGCUGGUGGUGCUAAAAGAGCUUCUCUUUUGUCUGACAGAUUAAAUUUGAAUUUUGCCUUGAUUCACAAGGAACGUGCUCAGGCAAACGAGGUUUCCAGAAUGGUAUUAGUUGGUGAUGUAACAGACAAAAUUUGUAUAAUUGUUGACGAUAUGGCCGAUACAUGUGGUACGUUGGCUAAGGCAGCAGACGUUCUUCUAAAACACCAGGCAAAGUCUGUCAUUGCAAUUGUUACUCAUGGUAUUUUGUCCGGUAAGGCGAUUGAAAACAUCAACAACUCAAGUCUAGAUAGAGUUGUGUGCACCAAUACUGUGCCUUUUGAACACAAAAUGAAGAUGUGUCCAAAGUUGCAUGUUAUUGACAUAUCUGCUGUUUUGGCUGAGUCGAUUCGUCGUUUGCACAAUGGUGAAAGUAUCUCUUAUUUGUUUAAGAACAACCCUUUAUAA